GGAUCAGCUGCAUGUUCUUUGGAGGCAGUUCAAGACAGUCGAUGACAGGACCUUGUACUAUAACCCCCAAAGUGGCGAGAUCACUGACCAAAUGCAGGAAAUGCCAGAGGACUUUCCUGGUGGAAUCCUGGCUGAUGAAAUGGGGCUUGGAAAGACAGUGGAAGUCCUGGCCUUGAUCCUUGCUCAUCCAAGGUGGGCCAAAGACUUCUCCAGAGGAACUUCUACCUCAUCCGGUUUACAUGAUAACCCUGAUGGCAAUCACAUUUUGAGGGAACAUUCCAAUAAUGACAACACUUCAUCCUCCAUGCAGGACAACUUACCAGAGUGUGCAAGAAGUGUUGAAGAUAUUCCUCAAGACAAUAACCUCUCAGAAGAACAUUCCAUAAACAACAAUGCUACUUCUUCUCUGCAGGACAAAUCACCAGAGACUGCAGGAAGUGUAGAAGAUGUUCCUUCUGCAGAGGAAGGAUCAUCGGAUAGUAGAACUGAAGUAUUAUUGACUUCAUCUUUGACUGAAGCCAUUCCUGACGUACCAAGUGUGUCAUCCUCCAUGCAGGACAAUGUACCAGAGAGUGCAAGUACUGAUCAUCCAGCAGUGGAAGGUUCGUCGGGUCAUAGAACUGCAGGAACAUUGAUUUCAUCAGGGAGUAUAGCCAAUCCUAAAGUACAAGAGGAUGUAGCUUUAGCGGUACCAAAUGAACAGGAUACCAAUGGAACAGAUGGAGAUACCCUUCAAGGAAGAGCCGUGUCAGUUGAUGACGUAUCAUCAUCAUUUCCAAUAAAUGGGAUGGAUGUGAGGCAUACUGCUGCAAAGGAAGCAACAGAAACCACCCCAAGUCAGGAAUCGUCUGAACUCGUAGAGUCAAAUCCCAACAAAGGAGAACAUUCACAGAAUGUUGAGAACAGUGAAAGCCAGAGGCAAUGUGAAACCAUGCCAUCAGUUAUCAUCGAUGGAGUGGAAACAAGAAUCCUUGCUUUAAAAGUAGAAUCAGAAUUUGAGUCAGACGUUGAUCUCUGUAACUCUAUGAUCAAUCAACAACCACAAGAGAAUAACCCAUUCUCAGAACCCAAUGUGCAAUAUGCUAGCCAAGUUGUAAGUCAUGGCAAUAGUACUACUCAAAAUGCAAUAGGAGUGGAUUCCUCCAUGCGUUUACCAGCUGAAGAAGGAAUGUCUUUGACAGUGAUCAAAGAAGAACCGGACAAUUCAAGUUCAGUUGAGAUGCAUGAACAACUUGAAUCACCAAUGGAAGAUGUGAAAGAGGAAAUAUCAGAAAGUGAGAACCCUAAAGUCUUUGAGUGUAUAUGUGGUCGGUACGAGCAGAACAUCCGUUUACCAGCGUGCGUGCAGUGCCUGCGAUGUCAUUCCUGGCUCCAUGCUGCAUGCAUUGGCUUUGAUAUUCACAUGCGGGAUAAACCCAGUCACGACCUGCAAUUCUGGUGUCCGAACUGCUUCCCCAAGGUGCCACCACUUGAAUCUGGUGCGACACUGAUCAUUUCACCAGCCUCCAUAUCUUAUCAGUGGGUUGAUGAGAUUAAUAGGCACAUCGACUCAUCCACCCUCAAAAUUAUGAUGUACGAGGGUGUAAAGAAAGAAGGCUACAUCCAACCACAAACCCUUGCAGAUUGUGACAUUGUCAUUACGACCUACAGCACACUCCGGACAGAGCUGGACUAUGCUAAUCUGUCUCAACCAGGUGCCGAGGGGCGUAGCCUUCGCAAAGCUAAGCGGUACCAGACCACGCCCAGUCCUUUACCCUGUGUAGAGUGGUGGAGGAUUUGCCUGGACGAGGCGCAGAUGAUUGAGUACACGACGGCUAAGUCAGCUGAGAUGGCUAAUAGGCUAUCCGCAAGGAACAGAUGGUGUGUGACUGGAACGCCUAUACAGAAGAGUCUUGAUGAUCUGUAUGGCCUAUUCUUGUUUCUUGGGGUUGAACCUUACUGGGUGAAGCACUGGUGGGAUGUACUUCUAAGUGUCCCUUACAGUAAUGGCCACAGGGAACCACUACAGAAGGCACUCUGCAAGAUCUUCUGGCGCUCUGCCAAGAAGGAUGUCCUUGAUCAGAUUGCACUUCCACCCCAGAGGGAGGAGAUACACUGGUUGGAUUUCUCACCUGUUGAGAAGUACUUCUACAAGACAAAACAUGAAGAGUGCUCUGUCCACUUCACAUUUAAUUCUGACAAGGCCAGCAUCGGUCCUGAAACCAAGCUCUCGACCCUUGAUAGAAGAUCACUUCAGAGUCUACUGGGACCUCUCCUGAGGGUUCGCCAGGCCUGCUGCCACCCUCGCAUCGUCAGGGGUGAGUUCACUGCCCUGCAGAAGAAGAAGCAGCUUAGCAUGCAGGAUCUGUUGAAGACCAUGAUAACUAAGGCUGAGAUAGACAGUGACGGGGCCCAUCGUCAGCUGGUCUGUGCCAUGAAUGCCUUGGCUGCGGUACACUGCAUCAAGGAGGAGCUACCUGAAGCUGCUUCCCUGUACCGUGAAGUUCUGAAGUCGGCUGAAGAGCACAAAGACAAGAUCAAGACGGACAAGCUCCAGAUACUGCACGCAACCUACAACCUUGACAAGAUACUCAAGGAUAGACCAGAGGUUGUCCAACCCAGCCCAGCUGAUGGCAAUCUUGCUAGAAGGAUGGUGUCCCUGAGGAAUCAGUACUUGCAGAAAACGGCUCAUCUUGUAAGUGGUAGCUUACAGACCGUUCAACCAAUCAGAGACAAGGUUGUAGAGCAACAAGAGAAGCUCCCGGGAGGCCCAGCAUGGUACCUGGAUGGCAUUCAAUGGGCCAUCUAUCAGGGAAUAGGAGCAGAACUGGUCAAAAGAAUCAAGACUGAACUAGAGGCAAAGAGUGAAGUUAUGGGAUUAGCUAACAGAUUCCGGGAUGCAAGGGGACUUCAGUUCAUCCUGACCAAUGAGCUUGAGGAGCUAGCUCAACUCUAUGAAUCGGCUUGGGACGGAGUAGAUAGUCUACAAGACAGACUCCAGGACAAGGCUCUUCUAGCUGAAGCAACAGACUGCCAUCUUAGACCCUUCAAAGGGAAAGCAAAGAACACGUGUCCAUUUUGCAAGGUUCAGGAUCAUCUGCAAAGAUACGAGAUGAAACUCUUUUCAUUUGAUGUCAGAAAUCUGGAGGCAGUUGGAUUGGCUGGUCCAUCCAACGCUGACCCCAACCAAGACGACUUCAACAUGAUGGCCGGUGGACCCCGUGGUAACUGGGCUAUCAGUGAACACGAGAGGGCGCUUCGUAUCCUGCACAGCUUCCUGAAGAGCUGCAGUGCCGAUGACUUGACGCUGGACGAAGGGACCAUCUUUUUGGACAUGCUUGAACAGCAAAGGAAAGAAUUCAAGCCACUGAGAGCAUACUGGGGUGCCAUGCGUGAUCGAGUGGCAGCCAUGGAUGAAUUGGAGAUGGCAAUGUUGAGGUUAAGGGUCAAACUACAAGGAGAAGAAACGGAUCCGGCCUCCCAGCCUUAUAUCAUUGAACCAUUGGAGGUGGAACAGCAGAGGUAUAGGUUCCUGAAUGACCGUAUAGUUGCCAGGAAUGACCUCAAGAGGAAGCUAGGUCAGUUGCUCUACCUACAGAAUCUGGACAAAGCUCAAUACAACCUCAAGGAUGGUCAUAACCCCGAGGUCUGCCCUAUCUGUGUCAGACCUCUUGGUGGACAGUGGACGGUCCUUCAGUGUGGGCACUGCUUCUGCACCGAGUGCAUGGAGACCAUGCUGAUGCGUGUCCACAUCGCCGGCCGUCAGGGUUCGGUCAAGUGCGCCGUCUGUCGCUUGCCUACAGAGGGCACGGACGUCUCCUACGUCAGCGUGACGCUGCAGCCGGGUUCCUCGGAGGCGGCGGAAGAGAGAGUUGUGGAGGAGAGUAUCAAGGUCGAGGGGGAUCACUCGACGAAGAUCGAAGCGGUGGUGAGGACUCUGAAGAAGAUUCAGAUGACGGAGCCUGGAGCCAAGGCAAUUGUGUUCUCCACUUGGACCGAGGUCCUAGAACUCAUCUCAAAAGCUCUGACUCAGAAUUGGAUCAACUUUAAAAAUGCAGCGAAGAAUGGAGGCCAAAAAUAUUUUCAUGCUGCAUUGACAGACUUCAAGCAUGAUCCAGACAUCACUGUCCUCCUUCUACCGGUCCAUAGCGGUAGUAAAGGCCUUAAUCUCAUUGAGGCAACCCAUGUUCUUCUGGUUGAACCCAUUCUCAAUCCAGCUAGCGAACUGCAAGCCAUUGGUAGGGUGCAUCGUAUUGGACAAACAAAGCCAACGGUUGUGCAUCGCUUCCUCAUCCAUGAGACCAUUGAAGAGAAACUCCAUACCUACCUCAGUACACAUACAAUCAGAGAUGGACUCAACUCGGUGGAGACCGAUACUGGAGACAUGACCUUCUCCGACCUCAAGGGGUUAUUCUCAUCGGAAACUUAAUCCGGAGCUAAUCCAGAAAGGCUCCAUGAUCUGCAGAUAUUAUGCAAGAAUCAGCAUGUAUUCAUGAAGGUUUUUCAUACAUGUCAAGUGAAUCAGCAUGUAGAUGGUUUUAACUCUGGAAGCUCUACACUUGAUGUAAAUGACCAUCAUAAAAAGUUGUUAUAGGAAAAGUGAGAGCGCAGGAAAGUGAGAGUACAGAAACAGAACAGGUGUUAGAUUGCAUGUUCUCAAAGGAGUUUGAUUAGAGAUUCAAAAUGAAAAAUGGUAUGCAUAGGCUGAAUAGACCUUUAAGAUACAUAAUAUUUUGUAUUAAUAUUCCAAGUAAUGUUUUUAUUUUCAUAUACUUUCAUUUGUUAGACAACUCAACC
Molecule: messenger RNA, 4776 nt
Organism: Lytechinus variegatus (green sea urchin)
Lineage: Eukaryota; Metazoa; Echinodermata; Echinoidea; Temnopleuroida; Toxopneustidae
Product: E3 ubiquitin-protein ligase SHPRH-like
Exons: 24
Coding region: 92-4408 (1438 amino acids)
Biological process (GO): protein polyubiquitination; DNA damage response
Cellular component (GO): nucleus
Molecular function (GO): ATP binding; ATP-dependent chromatin remodeler activity; metal ion binding
Source: RefSeq, a predicted model, not a curated record